Messenger RNA from Cyphellophora europaea CBS 101466, 1074 nucleotides. RefSeq lists its product as uncharacterized. The record is from RefSeq and is a predicted model, not a curated record. Gene Ontology annotation, molecular function: zinc ion binding; alcohol dehydrogenase (NADP+) activity. Lineage: Eukaryota; Fungi; Ascomycota; Eurotiomycetes; Chaetothyriales; Cyphellophoraceae. The transcript is spliced from 3 exons. The coding region runs from base 1 to 1074 and encodes 357 amino acids. Gene Ontology annotation, biological process: alcohol metabolic process.
AUGUCUCAAGACUAUGUCUUUGAAGGCUGGGCAGGCCUGGACAAGAACGCCGUCGGCAACAUGAAAUGGCAAACCUUUGCACCCAAGCCCUGGGAGGAGACUGACGUCGACAUCCAAAUCACCCACUGCGGCAUCUGUGGCUCCGACCUGCACACCCUGUCGAGCGGCUGGGGCCCUACCACCUACCCUUGCGUUGUCGGACAUGAAAUUGUCGGCAAGGCCGUACGUGUAGGAAGCAAGGUCACGCACAUCAAAGUCGGCGACCGCGUCGGCGUCGGCGCCCAAUCCGACUCCUGCCUCAACCGCACCAACAAAUGCGCCGACUGCUCUGCCGGCCACGAGAACAUGUGCACCAACCGCGGCCGCGCCGACACGUACAACUCUUCCUUCCUCAACGGCGGCCGCGCCUACGGCGGCUACGCCACCUACAACCGGUGCCCGUCACACUUCGUGAUCCCGAUCCCCUCCGGCGUCGCCUCCGCCGACGCAGCGCCCAUGCUCUGCGGCGGCAUCACGACGUACGCCCCGCUGAAAAACAACGGCUGCGGGCCCGGCAAGCGCGUCGGCAUCGUCGGCGUCGGCGGCCUCGGGCACUUCGGCGUCCUCUGGGCGCGCGCCCUCGAGGCCGAGUACGUGGUCGGCAUCUCCCGGCGCGGGGACAAGCGCGCCGACGUGCUGAAGCUGGGCGCGCACGAGUACAUCGCCACCGAGGAGGACGAGGGCUGGCACAAGGCGCACGCGAACUCGCUGGAUAUCAUUGUGUGCACGGUCAGCAGCCCCAAGAUGCCGCUGCGGCACUACCUGGGCCUGUUGCGCAGCAGGGGGAUUUUCGUCCAGGUGGGCGCCCCGGAGGAUAGCUUGCCGCCGAUCAUGGCGUUUGAUUUGAUCCCCAAAGAGAAGAGGAUUGGAGGGAGUGCGAUCGGGCCGCCCGGACAGAUCAGGGAGAUGUUGGAGUUGGCGGCGCGGAAGGGCGUGAAGCCUUGGGUGCAGGAGAGGGGGAUGCGCGAGGCAAAUGAGGCGGUGAGGGACAUGGAGGCCGGGAAGGCGAGGUAUCGCUAUACGCUUUGUAAUUGA